UUCGUGGCCGCCUUCGUGCAUAAAGGCAACUUUGAACCAUAUGUUUUGGUGUUGAGUUUUUUGUUACUUCCUCACGAGUAACAACGGUUCUGUCCACCCCCAAUACAUGGUCUUACGAGCCGUUUGUACUGAACGGCGAUUUCAUUGUGUCGGAAGUCUUUUACUUGCAUUUUCUUGAGCAUUGUUCUGUUUGUCAAUUAUGCUGAGACGCGGUGCACUUAAUGGCCGCUUUGUUUCUAGUCUUUCGUUGUUUCGUUCACGACUUUUUCGGCAACAAAUACGGUAUGUAACUGUGAAACAAAUUCUUGGAAAAAAUCGACCACUUCCAAUUUGGCAUCCAGAAUCUCCGGACUUUUUACCGUCACCAUUGGGUCCUUCUCCAUUGGAAGACUUUAUUCAUGAGACGGUUGAUGCAGACAUUCUUGUCGCGGAUUAUCGCCAUACCGAGGAGGACAUAAGUCCUCGUAAAAGAAAUAGCGGUUUUAUUGAUCGGUAUAACCGUUGGGAUGGAUCGUCUCCAUACCAUAAAAAUCGGAUCUCCAAACCAUUACCCGAUAAGAAACCUCUUUUACCACUACCAACGAACUUGACACACAAGAAUGUGCCGCGUCUUAAGAACAUAGUACUCAGUACUAUGGUUAAAGAGGCAAUUGCGAAAAAAGAAGUUCUUUUAAGCUCAGUCAUGGCUUUUCGGUCUAUUACCGGUGUUCAUCCUGAAAUUCUUUAUGCUAAGAAGGACGUCGCAGUAUGGAAACUAAGAAAAGGGGCACCUGUUGGUGUUAAAGUUGUUUUAGAAGGUGAAAACAUGUACAGCUUUCUUGCUGUCUUGGCUCAACUCGUCCUCCCUCGUGUCAGGGAGUUUAACGGGCUGUGCAACAACAUUGGCGAUCUUACAGGGAACAUAACCAUCGGGUUUCCCGAGGGCGUUCUACCUUUGUUUCCACAAAUCGAAAAUAUUCAUGAUAUGUUUCCCUGCAAACUCCCGGGGUUUCGGCUUUCGUUCGUCACUACCACUAACGAAACCCAUCUUGCUCGUUUUCUGUUGAGUAGCUUCAUUCCCUUUGAUGAAAAGAAGACGACGAAAAGGAAAGCGUACUAAGGAACACAGAGAUACUAAUUCAUGUUUUUAUGUCCUUCAUUUUGUAUGUAGUAGUAUAUGGAGCUAGUUUGCAGUAACACUGUGAGAAAC
Schizosaccharomyces japonicus yFS275 is the source of this 1189-nucleotide messenger RNA. Its product is annotated as ribosomal protein subunit L7. The coding region runs from base 200 to 1099 and encodes 299 amino acids. The record is from RefSeq and is a predicted model, not a curated record. Gene Ontology annotation, cellular component: ribosome. Lineage: Eukaryota; Fungi; Ascomycota; Schizosaccharomycetes; Schizosaccharomycetales; Schizosaccharomycetaceae. Gene Ontology annotation, biological process: translation. Gene Ontology annotation, molecular function: structural constituent of ribosome. The transcript has a single exon.